UAAUUUUAGAUCCAGUACACACACAAAUAUAUAUUUGGGAAUUCAAGUGAUUGAUAAUUAAAGCAAAUUAAAUAGGUACAAAAUCUCCAAAAUAAUCAUUGCCAUUUAAAGUUAAUCCGAUUCUUUCUUACACUAUAAUCAUCAUUCAUCAUCGUCAGCUGCCAUUAUAUAUAUUCAGUUUGAAACUCCAAAAUUUAUCCCCAAAGUGUUGUUGUUACGUACUUGGUUUCCUGUGAAAUUCUCCUAGUGAUCAUCUUGUCGAAACCCUUUGGAUUUUUCACCAUAUAUAUAUGGAUCUUGAAAAAGUUUUCCACAUGAAAGGUGGGCUCGACGACACCAGCUAUCCCAAAAAUUCUGCAUUGCAGAAAAGGGCAGCUGAUACGGUGAAGCACAUAACCCUAGAAGCCAUAGAAAAAGUGUUCAUGGAAACGAGGCCAAAGAGCAUGGGGAUUGCUGACAUGGGCUGCUCAUCAGGCCCGAACACGCUCUCCAACGUCAAAGAAUUCAUCGGCGCCGUGGAAGAGGCGUGUCGGAAAAUGAAGGAGGCGGCGCCGGAGUUUCGUUUCUACCUGAACGAUCUGCCCACGAACGAUUUCAACACGAUAUUUCAGGCGUUGCCCGAUCUGUACAGGGAGCUCAACGCCGGGAAAGAUGAGGGCUGCCCGCCGGUUUAUGUGGCCGGUUUUCCCGGCACCUUCUACGGCAGAGUCUUCCCAGACAACUGCUUGCAUUUGGUGUAUUCCUCCUAUGGUCUGCACUGGCUCUCCAGGGUUCCUUUGGCACUUUAUGAUGGCCCAAACCCAAAUUCAUCGAUUAAUAAAAAGAGUAUAUACAUAUCUGGAAGGAGCCCAGUUGGAGUGUGUGAGGCAUAUUACAAACAAUUUCAAGACGACUUUUCAUUGUUCCUUAAAUCGAGGUCUCAAGAGCUCAUCAAUGGGGGCAAAAUGGUGCUAAUUUUGUUGGGAAGAGAUGGCCCUUUUCAUGUGGAUAGGGGCAUUUCUUUCUUAUGGGAAAUUCUCUACCAAUCUCUAGCCACCCUCGUAGACCAGGGUGAUAUUGAGGAGGGCCGAUUGGAGUCUUAUGAAGUGAACUUUUAUGCACCAUCAAAGGAAGAGUUGGAAGAUGAAGUGAGGAGAGAAGGGUGUUUCAAGAUUGAGGCGAUUGAGAAGUUUGAGAUGGAUAGAAAUUGGAGUUCAAAUAUUAGCUAUGGAAAUGCAGUGGCAAAAGCAGUGAGGUCCAUACAAGAACCAAUGAUUGCUCACCACUUCGGAUAUGGAAUCUUGGACAAGCUGUUCCAACUUUAUGGGCGAUUGGUGGACCAAGAAAUGGCUAAGGAGGAUAUUAGCUCUACUUCUAUCGUCUUAGUUCUCACCAAAUUCUGAGAUUCAAUUCAUUUCUCCGUUACGUACAUUUAUGUUUUCGAUAUAUACGUACAUCAUAGUGUGCUACACGUACGUACGUAUAUUGUUAUUAAUGAAAUAUGGGGUCACAUGGUUUGAUUAUAUAUAUUCAUUUCGUAGUGGUCGAUCUCUCUUUAAAUAAUAAAUAAGCUCGUGUAAAUUAAGUGCGAAUUGUUUUAUUUUAUCCUACAGAGAACUGGUCGAAAUUGAUUAUGAAAUAUCACGAUUAGCUUAGAGUCUGUAAGUGUGUGUGUUUUCAGACAUUAUUUGUCAUUUAACAGAUAAUUCUUGGGAGGUCA
Molecule: messenger RNA, 1699 nt
Organism: Salvia miltiorrhiza (redroot sage)
Lineage: Eukaryota; Viridiplantae; Streptophyta; Magnoliopsida; Lamiales; Lamiaceae
Product: probable methyltransferase TCM_000336
Exons: 4
Coding region: 291-1382 (363 amino acids)
Biological process (GO): methylation
Molecular function (GO): S-adenosylmethionine-dependent methyltransferase activity
Source: RefSeq, a predicted model, not a curated record